Molecule: messenger RNA, 2504 nt
Organism: Hevea brasiliensis (rubber tree)
Lineage: Eukaryota; Viridiplantae; Streptophyta; Magnoliopsida; Malpighiales; Euphorbiaceae
Exons: 4
Coding region: 197-2260 (687 amino acids)
Source: RefSeq, a predicted model, not a curated record
UUACGUAACAAACCCUCCGUUUUUUUAUCUCUUUGUUUUAAAGAAGGUCGUCUUUCUGAAUUUCUCUGAUUAGCAAAUUUGUGUUCAUUUCUUCGAGAUUGAGAUUCGAACAUUUCUGUUUGUCAUUUUUUGGCGAUAAUUUCGAGUUUUAGGGUUACGAAUUUUCAUCUGUUUUUUAAACUUUGAGAGAUUUGGAAUGGGGAACUCUAGAAAGCAAGAAUUUGGUGACGAUGGCGCAGAACGAGACGACGGCGACGAUUUCGAGGAUUCAUUGUCGGUUUCUAGUGGCGUUGAGACGUCUACGGUUGGAUCUGGUACUGUUUCGCAAGGAAGGAGUGAGAUUGGCUUGACGGAGCUUCUGGUGGAAGAUGAAAAUGGAGAUCUGCUGCUUCAACGGCACGAUCGUGAGGAUAGGGUUUUGCAGUGGUUACAGGCUUUGGAUAUGCAGUUUAUGGGGGCUUGUAGAGCUGAUGAGAGGUUAAAGCCAUUGUUGAAGCUGAAUGCUUCUAGCGGGAUGGCCGAAGAUCGCCUUUUGGUCCAUCUGAAUCAGCACUUCGAGCCAUCAGAAGUUGGCAUGCUUGCUAGAUGUUUCUGUAUACCUCUUGUUUCAAUUCGUGUUGGCAAGAUUAACAAGCGAGGGACGCUACUUUGUCCCACUGCCUCAAGGGGAAUUUUAAAUCUUACAAUGUUGCCAACAUCUGAUUUGCGUCUCUCGUUCAUUGGAGAUGAUGGUAAUACAGAAAGACUAUUCACUGUAAGCAGUAAAGCAGAAAGGCCUGCUAUCACAGUUGAUGAGAUCUUAGAAGACAGUUCUGGGCGAUCUUUCCAUAUAAAGAUAGCAGAUGGUAGAGAUUGUUUCUUCUGGUGCUCCGAGAAAUCAAAGCUCUUGGGAAUUGAAUUGAUUGCCAAAAUGAAGGAUAUACUCAAGAGGAGACCAUCUAUUGCAGAAUUAACCGGGAUUAGUGAGUCACGACUUGAUUGCCUUGCGAUUCACCUCCACUCCUAUAUUCUGGGAAAUAACACCCGAGAAAGUGUAGCUUGGAUUCCUGCCUCUUCAUCAGGCACCAAUCUUGACCCCUCUGAUGCGGCAUCUAUAUCAUCUAAGCCUCUGCGUUCCCGACACGUUGGUAGCCAGGCUAUGAAAGCCAAUACGUCUUAUCAGGGAAGCCUCAGUCCAAGAUCAAGUUCUUUUAAAGAGGGCCUGCCUAGAAGUUUGUCUUCUUUAAAAAGUGCUGCUGCUCGGGAUAAGUUAAAGCGUCGUGGGGAUAGCUAUCUCUCAGCAGUGGACAACCUGAUGAUUUCAUUGCCACGAGACAAUGACGCAUCUAGCUCCAAUCAGUCUGAAAAUGAAGAAGUACCUGCAACUAAGAGUUGUCCUGUGGCGCCAUCAACUUUUCUUGAAUCCCUAGGGAAAUUGGCCUUCUCCCCAACUUUGAGCUCGGCAUCAUAUGUACCUUCCUCAGGUCAACCUCUUGUCUCUCCUUACUAUUGUUGGUGCUCCGAAGGUGCAUCAACUAUGCAGUAUACUCCAGCAUCUCCACAACUCACUACCUCAUCAAUUGAAUCCCCCUUGCUUCCACCACUUUCUUCAUUAUUGUCAGCUGCCAGGUCCUCCAGUCUGUUAACUCCAGCACCACCUCUCAGUCUGGUUGAUGUUCCCUCAUUAAAUUUACCUGCAUUGCUGCCAGACCCAUUGCUUAGAUUGCCGAUGCCUGGUUCUCAGCAGAUCCCGACCUUCACCCCUUUGAUGUGCGAUCCAAUUGUUCAUAUUCCAGUAAUUGAUGUUUGCUCUUCAGGUCAAGGUUACCUGGUGAGUGCUGGUCCUGCUAUUUCAAGCACUAUCCCGCCAUUGCACCCAAAACUCAUCAAUCCAUUGAUUCCUGAACCUGAUUCUGUGGUAGAAAAGGGUGCAAGAGAAACUCUGCGACUACUCAUUAGUAGUUCAACCCAAGGUAACCCCCAGUUGAUGGAUGUCUUGCCUGUAGUAUUGACCAGUGCCGAUGGGAAACAGGGAUUACAUGUUACUGGAAGCCGGGGACUGUACACUGGAUCAAGCGAUGUGAAUGCUAUCGCUAAUAGCAUGGCCACCAUUGGCUUGGUUUCAUUGUCUGAGGGCAUUGCAAGAGAUGGUAACAAAGAGGUACUUGGCAGUUGUGGGCAUUUUAAUCCCGUGUCUGGAGAUGGACCUAGUAGCCUGGAUGGGUCAUGUUCUGAUGAUGAUAAUACACGGCAUCCGAUUAUGAAAGAAGGGAGCAGUUGAUGAAGUAAUCAUUUCGGGUCUUCCUUUUUCUUUGUAGAUCUAUUUUUGUUUCUGAAAAUGUGGAUAUAUGUAGCUGCUGCAGCCUUGGCUCUUUGAGAUGUAAUUAGCGCAAGUACCGUCACUUACCGGGCGGUUUUGUUAAUGUUUAUUCCUUCAUUUAUCAAGGUCUUGAUGGAAUGAACUUUGUGUUUUUGGCUGUGUAACAUGAAGAUGUAUUUGCUAAGAAUUUCCGCCUUUACCUGUU